Messenger RNA from Cicer arietinum (chickpea), 1097 nucleotides. RefSeq names its product 14-3-3-like protein B. The record is from RefSeq and is a predicted model, not a curated record. Lineage: Eukaryota; Viridiplantae; Streptophyta; Magnoliopsida; Fabales; Fabaceae.
AUGAAAAAGAAAAUCCAAAUAUUAAUAUUGUAUUUAUUAAAUGAUUGAUAUCGGUAUCGUGUAAAAUAGAGUGAUACAGAGAGUGUGUGUGUGGGUAAGCAGAAUAGAGAAGAAAAUGGCAGGUGCGGUUCCAGAAAACCUAAACAGAGAACAAUAUGUGUAUCUUGCGAAGCUUGCGGAACAAGCGGAGAGGUACGAAGAGAUGGUAUCGUUCAUGCAGAAGCUAGUGGUAGGGUCCACACCAUCGUCAGAACUCAGCGUCGAAGAGAGAAACCUAAUAUCAGUUGCUUACAAGAACGUAAUCGGAUCGCUUCGUGCGGCGUGGCGAAUCGUUUCGUCGAUUGAACAGAAGGAAGAAGGUAGGAAGAACGAAGACCACGUCGCACUCGUUAAGGAGUAUAGAUCUAAGGUUGAAUCGGAGUUAUCUAAUGUCUGUGCUAGCAUCCUUAACCUAUUGGAUUCGAAUCUUAUUCCUUCUGCUUCUUCCAGUGAGUCUAAGGUUUUUUAUUACAAAAUGAAAGGUGAUUAUCAUAGGUAUUUGGCCGAGUUUAAGAUUGGUGAUGAAAGAAAAUCUGCUGCUGAGGAUACUAUGUUGUCCUACAAGGCUGCACAGGAUGUUGCUCAUGCGGAUCUUCCAUCUACCCAUCCUAUAAGAUUGGGUCUGGCUCUCAAUUUCUCUGUCUUUUAUUAUGAAAUUCUCAAUCAGUCUGACAAAGCCUGUGCCAUGGCCAAACAGGCUUUUGAGGAAGCAAUUGCUGAGCUGGACACCUUGGGCGAAGAAUCCUACAAAGACAGCACUCUAAUAAUGCAACUUUUGAGAGACAACCUCACCCUUUGGACAUCUGAUGUUCAGGACCAGCUAGAUGAGCCCUGAUAUCCCUUACAGGUGGUCGGGUCGUAUUCUUCCUCUGAAGGAGGUGGGCUAUGAAUGUCAUUUAUAUGUGCUGAUUAAGAAUCGCCCUGGUUUAAAAAUUGAUUGGCAAUCUGUGAUAUAGUGUCUAAUGGACCAAGCUCGUUUUUUAUGUUUCAUAUGAUUUGGAUAUAUUGUCUUAAUGGGAGAUCCAAUUAAAUUAUUUUCACUGCAAUCUUCUUUUUCC